GGGGGCGCGCGUGCGCUGUCCGGGGGGGGGGGGCGUUGUGGGUUGCCUCGGCGGCGCGCGGCACGGCGGGAACAUGGCGCGCGGGAGCGGUGCGCGCGCCUAGCUGGCGGGACCGUUAGCUCGAGGCGGACGCGGCCCGGGUCCCGCGGGGAUGGAGCAGCCGCUGCCCCCAGCGUCCGAACCGACCCCAGCGUCGACCCCGGCCCGGAGCCGCAGGCGGCGGGAGCCCGAGUCUCCGCCGGCGCCAGCGCCGAUUUCUCUUUUUGGUGCUAAGACUAUUGGCCGGAGAAGUCCUGAUGAACCAGUACUGAGCAAAGCUGAAUUUGUUGAGAAAGUUCGUCAGAGUAACCAGGCUUGUCACGAUGGCGAUUUCCACACAGCUAUUGUCCUGUACAAUGAAGCCCUGGCUGUUGACCCUCAGAACUGCAUUUUAUACAGCAAUAGAUCUGCAGCCUACAUGAAAAUCCAGCAGUAUGACAAGGCACUGGAUGACGCAAUCAAAGCCCGGCUUCUCAAUCCCAAAUGGCCAAAGGCAUACUUCCGACAGGGUGUUGCCCUCCAGUACCUUGGACGUCAUGCCGAUGCCCUGGCAGCCUUCGCAUCUGGACUGGCUCAAGACCCCAAGAGCCUCCAGCUUCUGGUGGGGAUGGUAGAAGCCGCCAUGAAAUCUCCCAUGAGAGACUCCCUGGAACCCACUUAUCAGCAACUUCAGAAAAUGAAACUGGACAAGAGUCCCUUUGUGGUCGUGUCUGUGGUUGGGCAGGAGCUCCUGACGGCCGGCCACCAUGGGGCCUCUGUGGUUGUCCUAGAAGCCGCUCUGAAGAUUGGCACCUGCAGCCUCAAGCUGAGGGGCUCCGUUUUCUCUGCCCUGAGCAGCGCGUACUGGUCUCUCGGGAACACAGAGAAGAGCACUGGAUACAUGCAGCAGGACUUGGACGUAGCCAAGACCUUAGGUGACCAGACAGGAGAAUGCCGGGCUCAUGGGAACCUGGGCUCUGCAUUCUUCUCCAAAGGAAACUACCGGGAGGCUCUCACCAGCCACCGGCAUCAGCUGGUGCUCGCCAUGAAACUCAAGGAUCGGGAGGCAGCUUCGUCAGCCCUGAGCAGUCUGGGCCACGUGUACACAGCCAUCGGAGACUACCCCAAUGCACUGGCCAGUCACAAACAGUGUGUUCUUCUCGCCAAGCAGUCCAAAGACGAGCUUUCCGAAGCCCGAGAACUUGGCAACAUGGGAGCUGUGUAUAUUGCCAUGGGCGACUUUGAGAACGCCGUGCAGUGCCACGAGCAGCACCUGAAGAUAGCCAAGGAGCUGGGGAACAAGCGGGAAGAGGCCCGGGCCUACAGCAAUCUGGGCAGCGCCUACCAUUACCGMAGGAACUUCGACAAGGCCAUGUCCUACCACAACUACGUGCUGGAGCUGGCGCAGGAGCUGAUGGAGAAGGCCAUCGAGAUGCGGGCCUACGCAGGCCUGGGCCACGCCGCCAGGUGCAUGCAGGAUUUGGAAAGAGCGAAACAGUACCACGAGCAGCAGCUGGGCAUAGCUGAGGACCUCAAGGAUCGGGCAGCAGAGGGGCGCGCCUCCUCCAAUCUGGGAAUCAUCCACCAGAUGAAAGGCGACUACGACACUGCGCUGAAGCUGCACAAGACGCACCUGUGCAUCGCCCAGGAGCUGAGCGAUUACGCUGCCCAGGGCCGCGCCUACGGAAACAUGGGCAACGCCUACAACGCCCUGGGCCUGUACGACCAGGCGGUCAAGUACCACCGGCAGGAGCUGCAGAUCUCCAUGGAAGUGAACGACCGCGCCUCCCAGGCGUCCACGCACGGGAACCUCGCUGUGGCCUACCAGGCCCUGGGCGCCCACGACCGGGCUCUGCAGCACUAUCAGAACCACCUGAACAUCGCCAGGGAGCUGAGGGACAUCCAGAGCGAGGCCCGGGCCCUCAGCAACCUGGGGAACUUCCACUGCUCCCGGGGAGAGUAUGUCCAGGCUGCCCCCUAUUACGAACAGUACCUGCGGCUCGCUCCUGACCUCCAGGACAUGGAGGGAGAAGGGAAGGUCUGCCACAAUCUUGGCUAUGCCCAUUACUGCCUUGGCAAUUACCAGGAGGCGGUGAAGUACUAUGAGCAGGACCUGGCAUUGGCCAAAGACCUUCAUGACAAGUUGAGCCAGGCGAAAGCCUACUGCAACCUGGGCCUCGCAUUCAAGGCACUGCUGAAUUUCAGCAAAGCUGAAGAGUGUCAGAAGUACCUGCUGUCCUUAGCCCAGUCCCUGAAYAAUUCCCAGGCUAAAUUCCGGGCCCUAGGGAACCUGGGCGAUAUAUUCAUCUGUAAAAAAGAUAUAAAUGGUGCAAUAAAAUUCUACGAGCAGCAGCUGGGCUUAGCCCAUCACGUAAAGGACCGAAGGCUGGAGGCCAGUGCAUACGCAGCCCUGGGCACUGCGUACCGGAUGAUCCAGAAGUAUGACAAGGCCCUGGGCUAUCACACACAGGAGCUCGAGGUGUACCAGGAGCUCAGCGACCUGCCAGGGGAGUGCAGAGCCCACGGGCACCUGGCUGCUGUCUACAUGGCCCUUGGCAAGUACACGAUGGCCUUCAAGUGUUACGAGGAGCAGCUGGAUCUGGGGCAGAAGCUGAAGGACCCAAGCCUAGAGGCCCAGGUCUAUGGCAACAUGGGCAUCACGAAGAUGAACAUGAACGUGAUGGAGGAAGCCAUCGGCUACUUUGAGCAGCAGUUGGCCAUGCUGCAGCAGCUCAGCGGCAACGAGUCUGUGCUCGACAGGGGCCGCGCCUAUGGCAACCUGGGGGAUUGCUACGAGGCCCUGGGUGACUACGAGGAAGCCAUCAAGUACUACGAGCAGUAUUUAUCUGUGGCCCAGAGUCUGAAUCGAAUGCAAGACCAAGCCAAGGCUUACCGGGGGCUAGGAAACGGACACAGGGCCAUGGGGAGCCUGCAGCAAGCCCUUGUGUGCUUCGAAAAGAGGCUGGUGGUGGCCCACGAGCUCGGGGAGGCCUCCAACAAAGCCCAGGCCUACGGCGAGCUGGGGAGUCUGCACAGCCAGCUGGGGAACUACGAGCAGGCCAUUUCCUGCCUCGAGCGCCAGCUCAGCAUCGCUCGGGAGAUGAAGGACCGAGCCCUGGAGAGUGACGCGGCCUGUGGCCUGGGGGGCGUCUACCAGCAGAUGGGCGAGUACGACACGGCCCUGCAGUACCACCAGCUCGAUCUGCAGAUCGCCGAGGAAACCAAUAACCCCACGUGCCAGGGCCGAGCCUACGGGAACCUGGGCCUGACGUACGAGUCCYUGGGCACCUUCGAGAGGGCUGUGGUCUACCAAGAGCAGCACUUGAGCAUCGCUGCACAGAUGAAUGACCUGGUGGCCAAGACGGUGUCCUACAGUAGCCUCGGAAGGACCCACCAUGCCUUGCAGAACUACUCCCAGGCCGUCAUGUACUUACAGGAAGGUUUAAGGUUAGCUGAGCAACUGGGCCGAAGAGAAGAUGAGGCAAAAAUUCGCCAUGGUCUAGGCCUCUCCCUUUGGGCUAGUGGAAACCUGGAGGAGGCCCAACACCAGCUCUACAGGGCGUCRGCCUUGUUCGAGACCAUCCGGCACGAGGCGCAGCUGAGCACCGACUGCAGACUCUCGCUCUUCGACCUACAGACGUCGUCCUACCAGGCCUUGCAGCGGGUGCUCGUCAGCCUUGGCCACCACGAUGAAGCCCUGGCGGUAGCAGAAAGAGGUCGGACAAGGGCAUUUGCUGAUCUUCUGGUGGAGCGACAGACAGGACAGCAGGACUCGGACCCCUACUCCCCAGUCACCAUCGACCAGAUCCUGGAGAUGGUCAACAGCCAGAGGGGACUGGUGCUCUACUACUCGCUGGCGGCCGGCUACCUGUACAGCUGGCUGCUGGCUCCAGGGGCAGGAAUUCUGAAGUUCCAUGAGCACUACCUGGGUGACAGCACCGUGGAAAACUCCAGUGACUUUCAGGCCAGCAGCAGUGCAGCUCUCCCAACGGCAGCCAGCUCCGCCCUGGAGCAGCACAUCGCCAGCGUCCGCGAGGCCCUGGGGGUGGAGUCUUACUACUCGAGGGCCUGUGCCAGCAGCGAGACGGAGAGCGAAGCUGGAGACCUCAUGGACCAGCAGUUCGAGGAGAUGAACAACAAGCUCAACUCGGUCACCGACCCCACCGGCUUCCUGCGGAUGGUCCGCCGCAAUAACCUGGUAAACAGGAGCUGCCAGAGCAUGACGAGCCUGUUCAGUAGCACCGUGUYGCCCAUCAAGGACGGGACCUCCUCUCUCCCCAGGAGGCAGAGCUCCUUCUCCAAGCCCCCGCUGCGCGCCCUCUACGACCUGCUCAUCGCGCCCAUGGAAGGGGGCCUGAUGCACUCCAGCGGCCCCGUGGGCCGGCACCGGCAGCUGGUCCUGGUCCUGGAGGGGGAGCUCUACCUCAUCCCCUUCGCCCUGCUCAAGGGCAGCUCCUCCAACGAGUACCUGUACGAGCGCUUCGCCCUCAUCGCUGUGCCCGCCAUCCGCUCGCUCGGCCCGCACGCCAAGUCCCACCUGAGGAAGACCCCACCUGCAUACCCCAGCUCGGCGUCCAUGGCAGCUGUCAUCGGCAACCCCAAGCUCCCGUCGGCAGUGAUGGACAGGUGGCUGUGGGGCCCCAUGCCGUCGGCCGAGGAGGAAGCACACAUGGUGUCUGAGCUGCUGGGCUGCCAGCCCCUGGUGGGCAGCGUGGCCACCAAGGAGCGGGUCAUGAGCGCCCUGACCCAGGCCGAGUGCGUCCACUUCGCCACCCACAUCUCAUGGAAACUGUCGGCCCUGGUCCUCACGCCCAGCGUGGACGGCAACCCUGCUGGCAGCAAGAGCUCCUUCGGCCACCCCUACACGAUCCCCGAGUCCCUGCGGGUGCAGGACGACGCCAGCGACGGGGAGAGCAUCUCAGACUGCCCACCCCUGCGGGAGCUGCUGCUCACAGCCGCCGACCUGCUGGACCUGCGGCUGCCCGUGAAGCUGGUGGUGCUCGGCUCUUCGCAGGAGGCCAGCGGCAGGGUCACGGCCGAUGGCGUGGUGGCGCUGACGCGGGCCUUCCUGGCCGCCGGCGCGCAGUGUGUGCUGGUGGCUCUGUGGCCGGUGCCCGUGGCCGCUUCCAAGAUGUUCGUCCACGCCUUCUACUCGUCCCUGCUCAACGGGCUCAAGGCCAGCGCCGCCUUGGGGGAGGCCAUGAAGGCCGUGCAGAGCAGCAAGGCCUUCGCGCACCCCUCCAACUGGGCAGGGUUCCUGCUCAUCGGGAGCGACGUCAAGCUCAACAGCCCCUCCUCGCUCGUCGGCCAGGCCCUCACGGAGAUCCUGCAGCACCCGGAGCGCGCACGGGACGCCCUUCGAGUGCUGCUGCACCUGGUGGAGAAGUCCCUGCAGCGCAUCCAGAACGGUCAGCGCAACGCYAUGUACACCUCGCAGCAGAGCGUGGAGAACAAAGUGGGCGGCAUCCCGGGCUGGCAGGCCCUCCUCACCGCCGUGGGCUUUCGGCUGGACCCUCCAGCCAGUGGCCUCCCGGCGGCYGUCUUCUUCCCCACCUCCGACCCCGGGGACCGGCUCCAGCAGUGCAGCAGCACCCUCCAGUCCCUGCUGGGUCUGCCCAACCCCGCCCUCCAGGCCCUCUGCAAGCUCAUCACUGCCUCAGAGACCGGGGAGCAGCUCAUCAGCCGGGCUGUUAAAAAUAUGGUGGGAAUGCUCCACCAGGUGCUGGUGCAGCUCCAGGCUGGUGAGAAGGAGCAGGACUUCGCCUCAGUCCCCAUCCAGGUGUCCAUCAGUGUCCAGCUGUGGCGGCUCCCGGGAUGCCACGAGUUCCUGGCCGCGCUCGGGUUCGACCURUGUGAGGUGGGGCAGGAGGAGGUCAUCCUGAAGACCGGGAAGCAGGCCAGCCGGCGCACCGUGCACUUCGCCCUGCAGUCGCUGCUGGCUCUCUUUGAUUCCACCGAGCUCCCCAAGCGCCUCAGCCUCGACAGUUCGUCCUCCCUGGAGUCCCUGGCCUCUGCUCAAUCCGUCUCCAACACCCUGCCCUUGGGCUGCCAGCACCCGCCCUUCUCCCCGACAGGGGCGGACAGCCUGGCCUCGGACGCCAUCUCCGUGUACAGCCUGAGCUCCAUCGCCUCCUCCAUGAGCUUCGUCUCCAGGCCGGAGUGUGGCCCGGAGGGCGGAGGCCCCAGGGGACGGCAGGACUUCGACAAGCCCAAGAACACUUAUGUGCAGCGAGCCACCACCCUGCCRCGGAGCCCGCUGUCCCCCCAGGCCCGGGGGGCGGGCAGCAAGGACGAGGAGGAGUACGAGGGCUUCUCCAUCGUCAGCACCGAGCCCCUGGCCGCCCACCCCGAGGGCAGGGAGGCGCGCUUCUCCCCGGACCCCAAGCAGGCCCGCGGGGGCGCCGCCRUGGGCGCCAAGAUAUCGGUCAGCUCCAAGGGCAGCGUGAGCACCCCCAACUCCCCGGCCAAGAUGACUCUGAUCCCCAGCCCCAACUCGCCCUUCCAGAAGGUGGGCAAGCUGGCGAGCUCCGACACGGGCGAGUCGGACCAGUCCAGCACGGAGACGGACAGCACCGUCAAGUCCCAGGAGGACGGCAGCCCCAAGCUGGACCCCCAGGAGCUGGCCCAGAAGAUUCUGGAAGAGACGCAGAGUCACCUCCUGGCGGUGGAGCGGCUCCAGAGGAGCGGCGGUCAGGGCGGCCCCGGGAGCCCCCGCGAGGACGGCGCCCCGGUGCCCCCCAGCGCCCCGGUCUUCAGAGCCUCGGAAACCAGCGCCUUCAGCAGGCCCGUCCUCUCCCACCAGAAGAGCCAGCCGUCGCCCGUCGCCACCAAACCAAAGCCCCCGGCCCGGAGCUCGUCCCUGCCCAAGGUGAGCUCCGGGUACAGCAGCCCCGCGUCCCCGAGCCAGCACAGCGGCCGCCCGUCCCCCUGCGACUCCCAGGCCUCCCUGUCGGACCAGCCGCUCUUCAAACUCAAGUACCCCAGCUCCCCCUACAGCGCCCACAUCUCCAGGUCGCCGCGGACCCUGUCCCCCAGCUCGGGUCACCAGUCCCCGGCGGGCAGCGCGCCCUCGCCCGCGCUCUCCUACUCCUCGGCCGGCUCCGCGCGCUCCAGCCCCGCCGACGCCCCCGACCUGGACAAGCUGAAGCUGGCGGCCAUCGACGAAAAGGUGCAGGCCGUGCACAACCUGAAGAUGCUGUGGCAGAGCGCGCCCCAGCCCCCCUCGGGGCCCGUGAGGGUGCUGCGAGGGCCCCCGGGAACCGCCACCUCCAAGAGAGACGUGCUCAGCCUGCUAAACUUGUCGCCUCGGCACAACAAGAAGGAGGAGGGGGUUGACAAGCUGGAACUGCAGGAGCUGUCCCUGCAACCGCGGGACGAGGCGCCCCCCAGGGCCCCCCCCAAUGGCCACUGGCGCCCCGAGACCACCACGCUGGGCCCCGCCGCCCCCGCUCGCCCCCUGAGACUUCCUUCAGCAAACGGCUACAAGUUCCUGUCCCCAGGAAGGUUUUUUCCUUCUUCCAAAUGCUGAAGCUUCCCUCUUUCCGCCCACGACUCUGAGAGCAGC
Molecule: messenger RNA, 7582 nt
Organism: Urocitellus parryii (Arctic ground squirrel)
Lineage: Eukaryota; Metazoa; Chordata; Mammalia; Rodentia; Sciuridae
Gene: Ttc28
Product: tetratricopeptide repeat domain 28
Molecular function (GO): protein binding
Source: RefSeq, a predicted model, not a curated record